UAUUUUUCCUUUUGGAAGUCCUCACAAUCAUUUUGCCCGGAUUUUUCCAGAUAUCCGCAAUUUUAUAAAACGAAGCCUUCCCAAAUUUGACCUUAUUGGUCUUGAACAUUUGUAGCAACCAGAGAGUAGUUUAUUUGAGACGUACAUUUGUGUUAUUUGUGUACUUUUGUCGAAAUAAUUUCGACGCCAUUUUUUAGGCGGACACCAACAAUAUUGUUCAACACUCAAGUGCACAGUGCACUGCACUAGGGUUAACCCUUUGAGCGUGAGCUACACAGCUGCUUGGAUAAUUCAACACUUUUAACCAUGGAUGGUUCAAAUUUAUCAUCAUCGGUAGUCUCUGACUGUUGCGCUGAAGAACCUAUGGGAGUCGGCCAUGUUCGGCAAUCGUUAGGUCAACUCGAAUUAAAAGACACACUCCACGUUGAUUCAUUUGUUGUAAUCCCCAGAAGCGAGUGCCAUUCUCGUGAUAAGAUUGCGAUAGAUCCUGUUCUUACACGCAUUCAAAAGAAAAUUGGAACGGACUCUGGGUUCACACAGUCGAUUUGCACGACGAGUUUAGACUCUGCCUACGGUGACAGCAUCACGUCACUCCGAUCGGUUGGUUCAAGCAUUGACAGUUCUUUAAAGGUGAAACAGUCAAUGCCACUUGAACCGUUGACAGAAACGGUGACGAAAGGACUUGAUGAAGAUUGUUUUGAUGAAGGCAUCGAGGAGGAUGUUGCUGUGGGGGAAUCUGGUGAAAGAGCUGUUCUUUGCAAUUUCGACGAGGCCGUACCGUGUCCUAAUGAUUAUGGGACACUUGAGAAGAACCAAGAUGGAGAUACCAUUCUACAUCUGAACAUCAUCUACAUGCUGACGCAACGAGCGUUCGAGAUAAUUUCAAAAGUCUCGAACCGAGACUGUCUCAAUCUUGAGAACCAUAUGAUGCAAACUCCCCUGAUACUGGCAGCCCUUACGAAACAAACGAAAGUCAUCCGUCGCCUCAUGGUGGCAGGAGCAGACAUUGAAAAGACGGAUCGUCAUGGUGAUACAGCACUCCAUGUGGCGAGCCGGAAUGGCGAUUUACAAAUGGUGAAGCAGAUCACAAAGCCAAUUUCUGCCGAAGAAGUGCGAAUGUACCCUUGCAAGUACCCGACGCGUGUGCAGAGAAUACCUCAGGACUUGAAUGCCAGGAACUAUGAUGGUUUAACCCCAUUCCACCUUGCAACAAUAGAAGGUCAUCUUGACGUCAUGGCGGAGCUGGCUCGUCUUGAUGCUGACGUUGAUGCUCAGGAGGGGCGAAAUGGAAAACGGGCAAUCCACCUGGCAGUUGAAUUAAACAAUGAAAGCACCAUACGCCAUCUGGUGGAAGAGUGUGCAGUUGAUAUCGAUGCAACGACAUUCUACAACCUGUCACCAGUGAUGUUGGCCAAUGAAAAGCGGUUCCAUCGUGUCGUCGAGUAUUUAGUCCAGUGUGGUGCCGAUCAUUCUGACCUUGAUUGUUCGGAGUUGGAAGACGACAGUGAUGCUUCGGAAGAUAUUGAGAUGUUUGAUGAUUUCAUGAUCAACGGUGAGCUGGUCCAGUCUUGAACCAUUGGAGCAAUGUCAUAUUGGCAAGAGAGAGUAGUGGUAGAAGAGGGCUCACUAGACACCAUGGGGUGAUGGGUGCCCUCAUAGAGAGUGUGAAACCAUUCCCGAGAGAAGAUGGUGGAAAGACAUGUCUCCAGGGCGACAUGGAGGUGUGUGGACAGUACCAGGAAAUAAUCAGAUUUGUUUUCGCUGGAGAUUAACGGAAUUUUGCGAUUUUUCUGAGAGUGACUUGGCCAAUAUGGGUGUGCUGCUGCAUGUGAUAUAAAAAAAGAAAAGCCACAUGCCUACUUCAUUUGGGCUGCGAAGCGUUUUUGACAUUAGUAAGACAGGAUUAGUACCUAGUCGGUAUGGCGAUAUCCUUAGGUACUGGUUAUACUUCUUUAAGGCCUUUGAAUCAACACCACAGUCAACAGAAGUUGGAACGAUCUAAGUGUCAUUACCAGACUUUGUAUCCGGUUAUGCCAUCACCAAGGUAUACUUGUAUCCAGAUGCUAAGUCUGGAUAUUCGGUUCAAAUUUCUCCUGACUGCAGUGCUGAUUCAAUGUUGAAAAUACUAGUCUUGGUUCCACUACAGGGUUUAGAUCCGUUUCUAUCGCAUCCGCAUCAGGUCCGAACUUAGCUUAGUCCGGACUAACGAAUGUGGUGCAGUUCGACUACAGGAUUGGUAAGUUAACAGGUACGGCUACAGGCGGCGCCACUCUAUGCGCGUUAGGUGUUGUUUUGACAGAACCAACACUUCCGCUCAUGUGCAAUACGUUCACAUUGACACGCCACCUGUAGCCGUACUUAGUAACUUCAUCUUAAUCCGGACUAAUGCGGUUCCAUUACAGGUAAUUUCUGCUUUAGAUCCGGGUCUAUUCUAAGUUCGGCUUAAAUCCGCUUGUCCUAUCCGCACUUAAUAAGACCGGUCUUAGUGAGAGCCGGACUUGUUUAGUCCGGACUAGCUGUAAUGGAAUCACAACUAAUUCGGAUGUAGUCCGCACUUUCCUGUAGUGGAACCGCAACUACUAUGAGUCCCCUCACAGAAUCGGAGGCAGUGUUUGCAAUAAAAUAUCUUUGAAAUUGAAUUUGGAAUUCACGGAUUUAGUUCAGUUAAUCUCCAGCUAUAUUGUCUGAGUUGAGUGACUGCCAAACACUUCAGAUCCUGGUCAAAUUUCCUGGCUUGUCUAAAAGCAGUUUUGAAGAACUCGUAAGACAUUUUAUCAGAUGAGAAAACUAAAGGUUUGAUCUGUAUCAGUGAUGUAAACCUAUAAGAGUGGGUUGAAUCACCACACAUUGGUAGGGAAUAGCCUUUAACUACGCAUACAUGUGUACGUUUAGAAUGUGCUAUCAUUAUACUGGUCUGUCCGAGCUUUCUCAUAAACCACUCCUGUCAUGUAUCGUUCACAAGUCGAUUGUUCACAGAGCAUCACCAACAAGCAAGAAACUUUGAAGACCGGUCAGUCGAGUAUCCGGUUUAAAUACAAGUAUGAUAUCAGCAUGGUUUACCAUAGGUUCUCUAUUGUGACGGUUGGUACCAUGCAGUUUUAACAUACUCAUGUCCGGGCGAUCAUUCAAAGGAAACAGUUACGUGUUAUUCAGCUUCAUCACGUGAUUUCGAAAUCAAUGUUGGGCUCUACAUAAUCUUAUGUAGUGGUUGGUGGAUGUAGUCGGUCAUGGUACCUGGUGUGGUAUGAAUAUUUAGUUCUUAUAGUAUUUCUUUUGAUGUUUGUUGGAAUGUCAUUAUUAGUCAUUAAGUGUAGUAGACAUGAGGCUUUUAUCACAUUGGAUUCGUGGGAAGUAGUAGCAUACGCUAUGAAGCCAAAGUAGGGGGGUUUUUCAGUUACUCAUUUUGGACAAAAGUGCAUAUAAAAGUUUAAGAACUCUAUUUUGAUUGCAUUAACCCUGCUACUGUUUCUGUUCUGACAAAUUGUCACUAUUCCCUGUACCGUGAACAUCCUGACAGCAAGGUUAUUGUGUUCGUGUUGAAAUAUUGAAAGCACAAAAUAAUAAAAAAGUAAGUCCGCUUGGGCAAAACCAGUCUUCAUUUUCUCAUACAAGUGCAAUAUCGUGAGACAAGUACAAUAUUAUAAAUUUAUGCGAUGCACACAUCAGAAAUAAGUCGAUUAAAAACACUUGUUGGAUAGUCAUGGAGUUACAUUAUCAAGUCACUCGUGUUUUGAGCAAUGUGAAAAGUUCUACAAUGUACACUUAAACAGGGUUAUUCCAGGGGGCCUACAUUUUCAAUUAUGGAAGAUUUGCAAAUUUGUAAAUAAUUUUGCUAGUUAUAUUGGCUACAUAUUCAUUGGUUGAUAUUUUGUCUUGGUUUUCACCAAAAAUAAAUAUAAGACAGUAAAAUAGUCCACAA
Lineus longissimus is the source of this 3919-nucleotide messenger RNA. Its product is annotated as NF-kappa-B inhibitor alpha-like. Gene Ontology annotation, biological process: cellular response to tumor necrosis factor. Gene Ontology annotation, cellular component: cytosol. The record is from RefSeq and is a predicted model, not a curated record. The transcript has 5 exons. NCBI's taxonomy places the organism in Eukaryota, Metazoa, Nemertea, Pilidiophora, Heteronemertea, Lineidae. The coding region runs from base 307 to 1572 and encodes 421 amino acids. Gene Ontology annotation, molecular function: NF-kappaB binding.